UUAAGGAAUACGAACAGAUAAUAAGCACAGACGCAUUCCAAGUAUUAUAAAGCCAAUUACAUAAAAUGUGGCAUGAGUUUGUAGUCUUGUGUCUGGGCCACUCGGACUCGGUGGUGGAGUUAGCUUAUAAUACGGACUACGAUAAUGGGUACCUACUGGCCUCAGCCGGGCUGGAUGGAGUUGCAACACUGAGGCACGGCGACACUGGCAACUGGAUUACCAACCUAACAAAGCACACGGACAGUGUGUGGUCGGUGUCCUUGAGCAACGAUGCCAAGAUCCUGGCCAGCGGCGGUGCAGACUGCAAAGUUCGAAUCUGGGAUGCACUGCUGGGCAAGCAGCUAAAGAAGCUAACGCAUGCCAAUACAGUGGCGUGUGUGGACUUGAAUCCGCAGGCCACUCGCCUGGUGACCGGCUGCAUCGAUGAGAAAUCCUCACUCGCCCUCUUCGACAUGGAACAAUCGGACAAAGCUCCCCUGAUGGAGUUCCAUGGCCACAAGCGCGGUGUGAGGGAUGUGACCUUCUGUGUGGACGAACGCUGCAUCCUCUCCGCUUCCUAUGAUCGCACGGUGAGGAUGUGGGACUGCCAGAGCGGCAAGAGAACGAACUCCAUUUUCCUGCCGCACCACGUCAAGUCAAUGGAGCUGCACCACAGCGGCAAUAUAGUGACCAUUGCCUAUGCCGGCGGUGUGAUCUUCCUGGACCCCAAGAGACUCCAAGUGCUCAAGCACCGCAAAUUUCCCUACAAGGUGACUGCGGCCUCGCUGAGUCCCAACAAGGAUAUCUACGUGUGCGGCAACAGGAAGGGCUACUCCUACAAGUACGACUAUGCCACCGAUGUGAAUAUGCAGCUCUUCGUAUCUGAGAAACCAUCCGCUGUGCUGGCACUGAGAUUCAGUCCGGAUGGCGAAGUGUGUGCCAUUGGCUUCGCAGAUGGCAGUGUCAUUCUCUGGCGAAUGAACCAGAAAAGGUCAUCCGAAGAUGAAGCGGAUGUGGAGGAGAAUGAAUCCAUCAGUUGAAUACGGAAUAUCACACCCCACGCACAACUGUACACCGUUUUGA
Molecule: messenger RNA, 1062 nt
Organism: Drosophila erecta
Lineage: Eukaryota; Metazoa; Arthropoda; Insecta; Diptera; Drosophilidae
Product: serine-threonine kinase receptor-associated protein
Exons: 1
Coding region: 66-1019 (317 amino acids)
Biological process (GO): spliceosomal snRNP assembly
Cellular component (GO): SMN complex
Molecular function (GO): protein binding; RNA binding
Source: RefSeq, a predicted model, not a curated record